Arachis duranensis is the source of this 1148-nucleotide messenger RNA. Its product is annotated as soluble inorganic pyrophosphatase. NCBI's taxonomy places the organism in Eukaryota, Viridiplantae, Streptophyta, Magnoliopsida, Fabales, Fabaceae. The coding region runs from base 170 to 811 and encodes 213 amino acids. Gene Ontology annotation, cellular component: cytoplasm. Gene Ontology annotation, molecular function: inorganic diphosphate phosphatase activity; magnesium ion binding. The record is from RefSeq and is a predicted model, not a curated record. The transcript has 9 exons. Gene Ontology annotation, biological process: phosphate-containing compound metabolic process.
GAAAAGCUGAGAAGAUAGUAGUGAAGUACACUGUACAAAGUACACACCUCUGUUGUUCUUCCCUUUUCCCUUUUAUACGAGGAAAGCCAUUUCACCUCUCGCUUUGACAUGUUAAGUUGAGUGAGUUCGUCUCUUAAUUCAGCAGAGUAUUGUAAGUGAGAAGUUCUAUAUGGCUAACGACGAAGAUUCAAGUUCAAGGAACUCAGGUUUCUCUCAUGCUAAGCUCAAUGAGAGAAUUCUUUCUUCGCUCUCACGGAGAACUGUUGCUGCCCAUCCCUGGCAUGACUUGGAGAUUGGCCCAGGAGCUCCGGUAGUUUUCAACUGUGUGGUUGAAAUUGGCAAAGGUAGCAAGGUUAAGUAUGAGCUGGACAAGGCAAGUGGACUUAUAAAGGUUGAUCGUGUUCUUUACUCGUCAGUUGUAUACCCACACAACUAUGGUUUUAUCCCAAGGACCAUUUGUGAAGACAGCGAUCCAAUGGACGUUCUGAUUCUGAUGCAGGAGCCUGUGCUACCUGGUUCCUUCCUGCGCGCUCGUGCCAUUGGAUUGAUGCCCAUGAUUGACCAGGGCGAAAAGGAUGACAAGAUUAUAGCAGUUUGUGCAGAUGACCCAGAGUUUCGCCAUUUUACAGACAUCAAGCAACUCGCUCCACAUAGGCUGGCUGAAAUCAGAAGAUUCUUUGAGGACUACAAGAAGAAUGAGAACAAAAAAGUUGAUGUUGAAGACUUUCUCCCAGCUGAAAAUGCCAUUGACGCCAUCAAGUACUCCAUGGAUCUUUAUGCUGCUUACAUUGUUGAGAGCUUAAGACAGUGACUUUCUUGGGAAACUGACCGGCUGAUUACAAUGAUAUCUGAAAUACAUUCUAGUAUCUACUAUGCAAAAUGCGAAUGAGGGUCCUCAAACAUUCUGAUCUCUCUGUAAUUUUUGUUGUCGCAUUUGUGCUGCUCUUACGCCACUAGUGCAACUUUCCAUGUCUAAAAUCUAAUUUUUCUGAUAUUAUAUGGUUGCGGUUAUACUGCUACCAAAUAAUGAGCUCAUGGGUCAUGUCCCUUAUUAUAGCCCUGUAUUCUGCUGUCGUGGAUAUUGUUGUUUUCACCACGCAUCACGCGCUCAUGCGAAGUUGCCAAUGAAUGAAUCUACGUCUUGGCUA